AAAACGAAAUCAGUUUUUAUUUAACUCUCGUCCCGGUCGGAUCGAUCGCCUGCUUAUUUGAAGAUAAGAGACAAUAUUGGAAAUAAAAUAUUGAAUACGUAAACAAAAAAAUGGCCUGCCCUUAUGCAACAACAUUUAAUGGAGCCGAGCAUGAUGACAAGGCGGUGCCAUUAAGCACUGAAGUUGGAAAGAUCUACGGUGAAUAUUUGAUGCUGGAGAAAAUCUUAAGUGCGCAAUGCAUGCUGUCCGAGGUGGACAAUCGUCCAGUGCACGAUGAGCAUUUAUUCAUCAUUACACAUCAGGCCUACGAAUUAUGGUUUAAGCAAAUCAUUUUCGAAUUGGACUCCAUACGUGAAAUGUUGAACAGCGAAGUGAUUGAAGAAACCAAAACUUUGGAGAUUUUGAAACGUCUUAAUCGUGUCGUGAUGAUUUUCAAGCUACUUGUCGAUCAAGUGCCCAUUUUGGAAACCAUGACCCCCUUGGACUUUAUGGACUUCCGUAACUAUUUGGCACCGGCAUCGGGUUUCCAGAGUUUACAAUUUCGUUUGAUUGAAAACAAGUUGGGCGUGAAAUCCGAACAUCGUGUGAAAUAUAAUCAAAAAUAUUCGGAGGCUUUUGGCAAUAAUAGUGAAUCGGUAAAUGCCAUUAUUCGAUCGGAAACGGAACCAUCUCUAUUGGAGCUCAUUGAAAAAUGGUUGGAAAGGACACCAGGUUUGGAGGAGAAUGGUUUUAAUUUUUGGCAUAAAUUUCAAGUUAGUGUCGAUAAGUUUUUGGCCCAGCAGGAGAAGAGUGCAAUGAGCGAACCUGUGGAGAUUGCCAGAAACUAUCGCCUGAUGGAUAUUGAAAAACGUCGUGAAGUCUACCGCAGUAUCUUUGAUCCAGCUGUCCAUGAGGCUCUGGUUUCCCGUGGCGAUCGUCGUUUCAGUCACAAAGCCUUGCAGGGAGCUAUUAUGAUAACCUUCUACAGGGAUGAGCCACGUUUCAGCCAACCCCAUCAAUUGUUGACUUUGCUCAUGGACAUCGAUUCGUUGAUUACCAAAUGGAGAUAUAAUCACGUUAUUAUGGUACAACGCAUGAUUGGCUCCCAGCAAUUGGGUACUGGCGGCUCUUCCGGUUAUCAAUACUUGAGAUCAACCCUAAGUGAUCGCUACAAGGUAUUUUUGGAUUUAUUCAACCUAUCCACAUUCUUGAUACCACGUGAGGCCAUACCACCAUUGGAUGCAUCAAUGCGAAAGGAAUUAAUUAAUUAACAUUUUUUUAUAAAAAAUCCAAAAUUAAUAAAAUUGUUUAUAG
Molecule: messenger RNA, 1293 nt
Organism: Musca domestica (house fly)
Lineage: Eukaryota; Metazoa; Arthropoda; Insecta; Diptera; Muscidae
Gene: vermilion
Product: tryptophan 2,3-dioxygenase
Exons: 7
Coding region: 111-1250 (379 amino acids)
Molecular function (GO): metal ion binding; L-tryptophan 2,3-dioxygenase activity; heme binding
Source: RefSeq, a predicted model, not a curated record